UGAAUAUGUUCUUUAUUUGUUAUUGUAAGUUAGAAUUCUAGAAUCCCAAAUAUAAAGUAGAGGCCAAUCUCCAGAUUGGAUGGGCUGGGUGCCUCACACCUUCCUAAUCCGUGUUUUGAUUCCCGGACUUGAAUCUCUGAAAUUUGGACCAGUGUUACGUUUGGGUCCCAACUCCCUAAGUUGGGUGGCGGCUUCGAUAAUAAUAAUUUCCACGUGAUUCCCAUUUUGGAUAUUUAGAGAUCUUAACCGAUUUCGACGAUAUCUACAAAUGGUAUCAAGAAUGGGCUCAUCCUUAUGUGGAAAAUUUGGAUUCGGAGGCGCAGAGACAUUUCAAGAAUGCAGAGAAAGCGAGUUCAAAAUCAAAGGCAUCAAUGAAUGAAAAAAGAUGAUUGGGAGAAGAUGGUGGUCGAACGAGUUAAUUGGGUGGUCAAGGACAUCAUCCGUAUGAUUAAUUUGGGUGAGGACUUAACGGUACCUGAACAAAGAUUACUCCAGAAUCGAGUUAAAGGCAUAAUAAUCCCUGGGGAAGGAGGUUUAUAUGCUUAUGAAGAGGACCGACCAAGAAGAGCUAAAAGGGCUAGAUCUCCUUCUUCUAGCGAUGACUCGGACACUCCCCUCCCCCUGAACAAGUUCAAUCUAAGCAAGGAAAAGGCGGUCGAGGUGGUCGAGGUGAAAAAGGUGGCCGUGGUCGAGGUGAAAAAGGUGGUCGUGCUGAAACAAGUGCAAAUGGUGGCCGUGCUGGAACAAGUGAUCGAGGUGGACGUGGUGGAGGUAAAAAGACUCCAAUUCAAGGUGGCAGCGGUCGAAGUAAAAAAUCUAGAGUUGUGGAAAAAGUUGUGGAACAUGAGAAAGAGGACGAUUUGGAUGCGUUUAUGCGCUCGUCUUCGGAGGAGGCAUCAAGUGAAUGACUAUUUACUCGAUUUUUAUUAUUUUACUUCAUGGAUCUUUUAUUAUUUAAGACUUUGUUUAUUUACUAUUUCUGUUGUUUGGUUAUGGAUUUGGAUGGAUGAAUUUUUCAUAACUUUGCAUGUAUGA
Molecule: messenger RNA, 1035 nt
Organism: Papaver somniferum (opium poppy)
Lineage: Eukaryota; Viridiplantae; Streptophyta; Magnoliopsida; Ranunculales; Papaveraceae
Exons: 2
Coding region: 376-1035 (219 amino acids)
Source: RefSeq, a predicted model, not a curated record